AGGCAGAGCCGACGCGAGAGUCCUGUAACUGAGCUCACCGCCAACGGCUGUUUUUCUUCGAUCGGUUGACCGUUCUCCGCUUCAACAUUCAGGUUACAUGCUGCGUGUCUUUCUGGCCUGUCGAGGUAGGCGCGUCUCUUCGGAUUUGAUCGUUUCGUAGCAGCAGCAGCAGCAGCGAUGGCCGCUCUCAAGCAGAGAACCUCGGGCCUCGUCCAGCGGAGGAACGAGGCCAUCCGCAGCGCCGCCGACAAGGACAGGGACUCCGCCGAGGAGGAGGACGAAGCGCGCCGCGGCGAGGAGGAGGACGACGACGACGACAAGGGGGACUCGAAGGAGACCAGGCUCACGUUGAUGGAGGAAGUGUUGCUCUUGGGCCUCAAGGACCGAGAGGGCUACACGUCUUUUUGGAACGACUGCAUUUCUUCCGGUCUCCGCGGGUGUAUGCUGGUGGAGCUGGCCCUCAGGGGGAGGCUUCAGCUGGAGGCCUCCGGCGUGAGGAGGAGAAGCCUGCUCUCCAGAAAGGUGAUCUGCAAGUCUGACGCCCCGACGGGAGACGUGCUGCUGGACGAGGCCCUGAAGCACGUUAAAGAGACCCAGCCUCCAGAGACCGUGCAGAGCUGGAUCGAGCUGCUGAGUGGAGAGACCUGGAAUCCCCUGAAGCUGCACUACCAGCUCAGGAACGUUAGAGAGCGUUUGGCCAAAAAUCUGGUUGAGAAAGGUGUGCUCACCACAGAGAAACAAAACUUCCUGCUUUUUGACAUGACCACACAUCCGCUCACCAACAACACCAUUAAACAGCGACUGGUGAAGAAGGUCCAGGAAUCUGUUUUGGAGAAGUGGGUCAACGAUCCCCACCGCAUGGACAAGCGGGUCCUGUCCCUGAUUCUUCUGGCCCACUCGUCCGACGUGCUGGAGAAUGCCUUCGCGCCGCUGCAGGACGACCAGUACGACCUGGGCAUGAAGAGGGUCCACACUCUGCUGGAGCUGGAGCCGGAGAAAGAGAGCGCCAAGCCCAACGUCAACGAACUCAUGUGGGCGGUGGUGGCCGCGUUUACUAAAUGAAAAACGCCUGAUCGCUUGGACUGAAAGAACUGGCUACGGUCUGCUAUUUAAUUGAUUGAAGGACUUCACUUAAUGAGACAGACUUCACUUUAAUGAGACAAUCUGUUUUGUUUGGGAAGCCUGUGUGUACAUCUACUCCGGAUGACGUUUUGGUGGCAGUCCAUAUUAACCGGGUGCAAUCGGAUUGGUGGUGGGCUUCACCGAGUAACGUUCGGCUGGAGCGGUCUCUAAAUAAAACAAUGAGUGGCUGCUUUCACACAGUGAGGUAUGUUAUCUGCUGCUGCGAGGCCGGGCGUGCGAAGAACCGCCGGCACUACCAACGGAACAGGUUUUCUGUUCACGUUAGAUGACAUCAAAGAACAAAGGCAGGUGGCAGCAGUAGUCACGGUGAAUAUGAAGAUCCAAGAUUCCUUUCUUCACUAAGGGAACAUCCUCGCUAGCUUUCCACACGGUCGAAUCAGAAUCAAAUCCUGGUCUCCUCUCCAUACCCCCCCCCCCCCCCCCCCCUGUCCCCUUACAUGCUUAUGCAAGGAUAAAAGAUAGCAGAUCCCGCUGCUAUUGAUGCUCUUUGCACUCGCGCAGGUCUCCUGCUCCCACGAGAUUCUUCCCCACUGGUUGGGAUCGCGUCUUUUAGAGUUACUGUUGGAUCAGAUUGCCGCAAUGUUUUAUUGACUCAUUCCGUUUUCUGAUUGUUAACUUUCCUCCGCUUUUCCUCCUUGCAUUGUGAGGAGGACAAUUAAUACUCACUGGCCUGCAACACUACGAGUGAGCCGAGAAAUUUGGCCAAAAUGAAGAAUUAGACCGUGAGUCACUUAUUGGUCGCAAUGGGUCCAUUCUGUGUUUCUAGGAGGAGAUUAGUCUUCCAUGUCGCUAACCGAUGCUUCAGUGCCCUUCCAUCUAUCAACUUAUUUGCACGGUCGAUAGCCCUGUAGGAAGAAUUCCGUUUUUUAGGGAUUGAAAAGGUUAAAAAUCAAGAACCGUAGCGUGGUUGAGAAAAGGAAAAAAAAAAAGAUCUCAUUUAUUUUGCAUCAUUCCUGAGUUUUAAAAAAGCCACAUGUGAGUCAAGAUGGAAAAAACAAAUAGGCCCGUCAUAUCUGUUCGGAUUCUUUAUUUUUAUUUUUAUUGCCUUUAACAGCCCCUUCAAGGUUUACAGUAUGAUCCUCAGCAGCUGCUCACACGGCUGAUGGGAAAUGUUAGCUGAAUGGGCUCGUUUAAAUUCAGGAAAAGGAUCGGUUCACCCGAAUGAUGAACCGGAAACACAUUUUGGUGUCGAGCCACGGAGGUAACUUUGGCUUUAUUUAUGUUAUUUACUCCUUAGAAAUUGGUAAAUGGAGUUUCCUUUUGUUUGUCAGCAGUAAAUAUUCAGAAGCAAAGUCCUUUUUUUUUUUUUUUUUUUUACUUUCCCCCUAAUUGUUAAUCUUUGCUGUGAAUUGUUUUCAAAGACGUACUUUGCACUAAAGAUACCACCUCGAUGACGUCUGAGAACUGCAUGUUCUGUGGGUUAAAUAUAGAUGUGGACAGAAGCAGGUGGAACUACGUCUUUCGUUGUUUUGGGUGAAGCGACCCUUUGAAAGUCUCCCUGUUGCUAUGUAGUGUCGCUCCGCUUCUACGUCAUAAUUAGAUGUAAUUUCUAACUGGUAGGCCCACGCGGGCGUGUUUAUAUUGUUUGAUACAUGCAGAUUACGGGAGGGUUACUUGGAGCCCAGAGGGAAUGAACCUGUUCCACCACAUUAAAAACCAAACUCCUCCUGGCGGGCUUCUGUGCAGAUUUACAGGUUCUGGUUCGCGCUCAGAGUUAAAUGUGUGAUGGGAUUCUUGCAGUUUUGUCUUCUGUUUUCUACCAGCGGAAUACCAACUAGUCUGAAGAAGUGUUGAAAUGCGUUUAAGAGCAAAGCGAGCAUGCAUGCUAUCGGUGGAGGGCUGGGGUACUUGUUCAUGUAGCUACAGAGAAAAAGGCUUUUGUGUAAUCAUUAGUUAUUUUAUGUGUACGAUCUAAUGGAAUUCAAUGAAAGGGAUCUACUCUCCUAUACGCUAUAAUUCUGUAUGCUUUUAUAUUACCACACAAAAUAAAGUAAGGAUCCUUUAAGUGCCUGAAUUUA
Pungitius pungitius (ninespine stickleback) is the source of this 3161-nucleotide messenger RNA. Its product is annotated as Golgi phosphoprotein 3-like. Gene Ontology annotation, cellular component: cytosol; trans-Golgi network; Golgi cisterna. NCBI's taxonomy places the organism in Eukaryota, Metazoa, Chordata, Actinopteri, Perciformes, Gasterosteidae. Gene Ontology annotation, biological process: retrograde vesicle-mediated transport, Golgi to endoplasmic reticulum; Golgi organization; Golgi vesicle budding. Gene Ontology annotation, molecular function: phosphatidylinositol-4-phosphate binding. The transcript is spliced from 5 exons. The coding region runs from base 178 to 1062 and encodes 294 amino acids. The record is from RefSeq and is a predicted model, not a curated record.